This is a messenger RNA of Papaver somniferum (opium poppy), 1875 nucleotides long. RefSeq names its product probable mediator of RNA polymerase II transcription subunit 37e. Gene Ontology annotation, molecular function: heat shock protein binding; ATP binding; ATP-dependent protein folding chaperone. Bases 1 to 1875 code for a protein of 624 amino acids. The record is from RefSeq and is a predicted model, not a curated record. Lineage: Eukaryota; Viridiplantae; Streptophyta; Magnoliopsida; Ranunculales; Papaveraceae. The transcript is spliced from 2 exons. Gene Ontology annotation, biological process: protein refolding; cellular response to unfolded protein. Gene Ontology annotation, cellular component: cytoplasm.
AUGGUUGAAAUAACGGGAGGAUCAGAAGGAGCAAUAGGGAUUGAUUUAGGAACAACAUAUUCGUGUGUUGCUGUUUGGCAACAUGAUCGUGUUGAGAUUAUUACUAAUGAUCAAGGAAAUAGGACUACUCCAUCUUAUGUUGCUUUUACUGAUACUGAACGCAUGAUUGGUGAUGCUGCAAAGAAUCAAGCUUCCGGGAAUCCUAUCAACACCGUUUUUGAUGCAAAACGUUUAAUUGGUAGGAAAUUCAGCGAUAGCUUUGUUCAAAGUGAUAUGACCCUAUGGCCCUUCAAAGUUAUUGGAUUAAAUGACAAACCCAUGAUUCAAGUCAGUUACAAGGGCAAGGAUAUACAGUUUUCAGCGGAGGAAAUCUCAUCCAUGGUUCUUGUUAAGAUGAAAGAAACUGCUGAAGAGUAUCUUGGUACUAGUGUUAAGAAUGCUGUUAUUACAGUCCCUGCAUACUUUAAUGAUUCUCAACGUCAAGCUACUAAAGAUGCUGGUACAAUUGCUGGCCUUAAUGUAAUGAGAAUAAUCAGUGAACCAACGGCAGCUGGAAUUGCUUACGGUCUUGAUAAGAAGGCAACCAGUGUUCGUGCAAAGAAUGUUCUUAUCUUUGAUCUUGGUGGUGGUACUUUUGAUGUUUCCAUACUCACCAUUAAAAAGGGUAUCUUUGAAGUCAAGGCGACAACUGGGGAUACCCAUCUUGGAGGAGAGGAUUUUGAUAACCAGAUGUUAAGUUACUUCGUUCAAGAAUUCAAGAGGAAGCAUAACAAGGACAUUAGUGGAAACCCAAGGGCUCUUAGGAGAUUGAGAACAUCAUGUGAGAGGGCAAAAAGAACCCUCUCAUCUACUACUCGGACAAACAUUGAGGUUGACGCUUUAUAUGAAGGCGUCGACUUUCAUGCGCCUAUUACUCGUGCUAAAUUUGAAGAAUUGAACAUGGCUUUGUUCAGGAAAUGUAUGGAAUCUGUUGAGAAGUGUUUGGGGGAUGCUAAGAUGAACAAGAGCAGGGUUCAUGAAAUCGUCCUCAUAGGUGGGUCCACCAGAAUUCCAAAGGUGCAGUCCCUAUUACGGGAGUUCUUUAAUGGAAAGGAACUUUGCAAGGGCAUCAACCCUGAUGAGGCUGUGGCGUAUGGUGCUGCAGUGCAAGCUGCUAUUUUGAGUGGCGAGGGAAAUGAGAAGGUGCAAGACUUGGUUUUGUUGGAUGUCACUCCUCUUUCUCUUGGUGUUGAGACAAUUGGAGGUGUCAUGAGUGUGAUGAUCCCAAGAAACACCACCAUUCCCACCAGGAAGCAAGAGAACAACUUCUAUACUACCCAGAACAAUCAAACUAUGUGGUCAAUUAAGGUGUAUGAGGGCGAGAGAACUAUGACUAGUGACAACAACUUGUUGGGUAACUUUACGCUUCAUGGUAUUUCUCCAGCACCUCGUGGUAUUUCUAAGAUGACUUUAUGCUUCGACAUAGAUGCAGACGGUAUACUGACUGUGUUUGCCGAAGACAACACUUCUGGGAGCAAAAAUCAGACAACGAUUACAAAUGAUAAGGGGAGAUUUUCAAAGGAUGAAAUAGAGAGAUUGGUUCAAGAGGCUGAGAAAUACAAGUCAGAAGAUGAAGAUCACAAGAAGAAGGUGCAGUUAAGGAACUCGUUCGAGGAAUACGUAGACAAAAUGAAGAAUAUGGUCAGUGGCAAACGAUCAUCAGCUGGUAAAAAGAAGAUGGAGGAUGCAAUUAACAAGGCCGUCCAGUGGUUGAAUAGCAAUGAAUUAGGUGACUUAGAUGAUAUCAACGACCAAAUGAAGGAAUUAGAGAAAGUUUGCAGGCCUAUCCCAACUAAAAUGAAUGGGCGACCUUCAAAAAGAACUAAAAGAGACUAA